Messenger RNA from Oncorhynchus nerka (sockeye salmon), 5202 nucleotides. RefSeq names its product serine incorporator 4 (gene serinc4). Bases 402 to 1901 code for a protein of 499 amino acids. Gene Ontology annotation, cellular component: membrane. The transcript is spliced from 12 exons. Lineage: Eukaryota; Metazoa; Chordata; Actinopteri; Salmoniformes; Salmonidae. The record is from RefSeq and is a predicted model, not a curated record.
UCACCACCUCUCUCUCCAACUCUUCUGACAGCGUCUGACACAGAAGCAAAAAGAGAGCACACAGGAUAUGAGUAAAAUAAAUACCCGGACACUUUCUAUCCCCCCGAAGUUGGAUUGAGGCCGAGAUUUAGCCAGGUUGGUUGGAUGUGUCUUUGUGUUACAUGUGAUCCAGGAUAUAGCAGAGAAGAACUCAGGAAGAACUACCCUGUUGACCCGUUGGAAGUUGGAUUGCACAACAACAAGUAGCGCUUUUGUUUUGUAACGCCGGUACUUAUUUUGGGAAAACAUUUUGUACUGUUUUAGAUGUUAGAGGAUCGUUUUCUGGGGACUUUUAGGAUGUCAUCCUCACAGGGUCUGUGAUCUAACACCCAAAGCUGUCCGUUUUGGAGGGUUCUGAACGGAUGACAGCCCAGGAGAUGCACCAGAGUGGCAUCUACAGCUACUUCCUCAACAUGUUUGCCUACCAGAUAUGUUGCUGCUGUGGCCCGGCCCCGUGUUCACUGUGCUGCUCCUUCUGCCCCCCGGUGAAGUCAUCGUCCAGCACGAGGAUCAUGUACACACUCUUCCACAUCAUGGCCUGCGCCGUCUCCUGUCUCAUGCUCUCACGCACUGUCUCCGAGGCUGUCCGGGACAAUGUGCCUUUCUUCAACAUGGUGUGUGACCAGGCCCAUGGCGGAGGGCACUGUGAGAUGCUGGUUGGCUACUCAGCGGUCUACAGGGUCUGCUUCGGCACUGCCUGCUUCUACCUGAUGAUGGCGCUGUUCCUCAUCGAUGUCAAGUCCAGCCAGGACUUCAGAGCGCUCAUCCACAAUGGGUUCUGGUUUCUGAAGUUCAUCACCCUGCUUGGGAUGUGUACUGCUGCCUUCUUCAUCCCUACUGAGUCCUUCCUGCAUGCCUGGCACUACGUAGGCGUGGUGGGAGGAUUUGCCUUCAUCCUCAUCCAGCUCAGUCUCAUCACAGCAUUUGCCCACACCUGGAACAAGAACUGGUUAACAGGGGCGGCAGAGGACAAGCGCUGGUACCUGGCGGUGAUGUGUGCCACCCUGUUCUUCUACAGCAUCGCCACCAUGGCCUUCGCCUUCAUGUAUAAGUACUACACCCACCCCACCGCCUGCCAGUCCAACAAGGUCCUGCUGUGGACCAACCUGACCCUGUGUGGCAUCAUGUCCUUCAUCGCCGUCACGCCCUGUGUACAGCAGAAACAGCCCCGUUCAGGGCUCCUGCAGGCUUCCAUCAUCAGCUGCUACGUCAUGUACCUCACCUUGUCUGCCCUGUCCAGCCGGCCCCCAGAGAAAAUGGUGUACCAGGGGGUGAAUAUGACAGUAUGUUACCCCAGUGUGGGUCAGGAUGGUAUCCAUAAGGAGACCAACGCGGUGGCCAUUAUAGGAGCUGCCAUCAUGUACUGCUGUGUGCUCUUCGCAUGUAACGAAGCAUCCUACCUAGCAGAGGUUUUUGGCCCUUUCUGGAUGAUCAAAGUUUACCGCUAUGAGUUCCAGAAAGCCACAUGCUGCUUCUGCUGCCCUGACAAAGAGGAAGAGGUGGAGUUUGUGAUUGACGAAGAAAUCAAGGGCUGCCAGAAGGUGAUUCACAACGAGAACCAGAGAGUGGCUUACAGCUACUUCUUCUUCCACUUUGUCUUCUUCCUGGCCUCGCUCUACGUCAUGAUGACCCUAACCAACUGGUUCAGCUAUGAGUCAGCGGUGCUGGAGACCACGUUCACCCACGGCAGCUGGUCCACGUUCUGGGUGAAGAUGUCGUCGUGUUGGGCAUGCGUGGUGCUCUACCUCUGGCUGCUGCUGAGCCCACUCUGCCACUGUGGCUCCGACUCGCACCGCCCGCGACGUUCCCGCAUUAAACGCCGCUCAGCCAACUCCUCCAGUCACGUCAGUGUGAGCGUCUGACCUGUGACCUUUGGGCCAGAGCCUGGCUUCUGGGGGUGGAGAACAGGAUAGGACAGCUAGCAGGAGAAGAUGGACAAUUGCCCCCGCUGUGGUACCCUGAAGGUGGAGGGUGGUUUUGAUGAUGUCCCCUUGCACCCUCAACCGGUCUCCCAUAUUGAGAUGUCAGCGGUCAGAGAUGAGAUGUCAUGGGUCAGAGACUCACUCCAGCUAGAAGGACAAACUAACAGACUAACCAGAGGAUUAAUGAUUGAAUCUGAUGUUCCUCACACAGACCACCUGAACCUCCAAACACGGGACUAACCAGACUGUGCUCUGAAACAGGAACAAAGACCCUAUACAGAAUCACUACAUCCUGCCAUCCAAACUGAUUUCGCAACAUUUCACUAUUGUUUCACUCGGUAAGUGAAGUAUUCAGUCUGGUUUAACCAGGCUAGAACCACUAUGGAAUACUAUGCUGAGACUGCCAAAAGGGAACAAAAAGGAUGAGCUCUCGACUCGCAUACGACGGGAGCUGUAGGGAAAUGUUGGCUGACUUUUUACUCUUUUUGAAUAUUUUAUUUCUUAUAGUAAGGACUGUGUAGCAUUUUUUAAAUUACAACCAGGGGUAGAUUUGUCAGUAGGAUCAUUAUUUUUCUCAGUGGUUUCAACAACUGAAGGUUUACCUGAAUGUUUCGGUGAAAGUUUCCCUGAACGUUUCACACCAUUUCUAAAGGUUUACAUUAAGAUUUUGCACAUUAGUGUGUUCAUACUGUUUGAAUAUGUUCGCUCUGGUGUGGAGCUAAUGUGAAUUAUAAAAUAAAAUAUUACUUAACACUUUCGCCAACAGGUAUAAUGCUAUAUUACUUGUUAUAAGCAUGUAUGAGCCUUUAUGUUGGCUGAGCAAAUUUCCAAUGGACCUAAUGGCUUAUAUAGUCAGGAUCAUUAUGAGUUGAUUUACAACACAUUAUAAGGGGUUCAUAGAUGUUCAUGACAAGUCUUUCAAUGCAUUAUAUCUGUCGGCUUUAAGUAAAAUGUUACCAAAUACUCUUAUACCAAUUAUUUAUUUCGCAAUGCCUUUUUAACAUCGUGGGAGUGGUGUAUCCAUUUCUAAAUUGGUUUUUGAAAGGAAAAUGUGGUAAAAUAGUUUUGGCAGUUAAGUUUUACAAGAAACCCCAGCUACAAGACCCUGACAUGUCUGGUUUAAAGGGGCUCUCUGUGAUCUGGGGUGUAUUUGCUAGGAACAGAAUGGAAACAAAUGUGCCGAAACGGGAAGAGACCUACCUGGAAUUUUCCAAUAUGAAAGCUUGUUUUGGUAUUUACAUUUCAAAAUGCUUCGCUACGGAGUGCACUAAUUAAUGCACCCGUGUUUUAGAAGAACCAUUGAGGAUCGAGAGCCACGUUUCUGUGAAGACUUCUCCACAGUUAAUGACCAAUAAUUUGACUCUGUAAAACCUUUGUGUACGAUACUGCAUUUAGGUCCUUUUUUAGCUCAUUUCAUGUUACUAUGAUAGCAGGUGUGUGAAGUUAUUUUUGUAAAUACAUUUUGUAAUGAAACACAGCUUCUGUUGAUUAAAGUGUGAUAUUUUUGUAAGCGAACAAACCCUAAAAUCACAUUGGAUUCUGAUUAGUUUCCCAAAUUCCAUUUUUCCCUUUUGUAUUUUUCAGGUUUUCGCUCUCAGAAAUGACACUUUUUUUGGUAAGCGUUAUGGCGAUCGGUUCUCUAAUCACAUGACACGGCUGGGAAAAAACUAUAACCCCAGUUUAACUAACAGUUCACAGAAUUCAAAAUGUGCCCCUAACGAGAUGGUCGUUUUCAAUCAAGAACAAUUGUGGCACUUGAUUUAACUCUUUAAGACUAUUUUUGUGGUAGUGGAAGAAGUUUAAAACGUUUUACUUAAGCUAAGCAUUUAAAUAUAGUCAAAGUUAAAUGUAGUAAAGUAAUUGAUCGGAUUACUUUGAUAGACUACUAGAUCAACCUUAUUACUUUGGAUUGUAGGGCAGUUAAAAAAAUAACUACACUCUGACUACUACACUUUUACACACUCUGCUACUAGAAAAUCACAGAAUAUUCAAACCAAUAAAAGACAGAAGACAAUGAGGCAGUGUUGAAGUCCUCUCUGGGCUGGAGGGGUAUCAGUGGGAAGAGGUACCCAUUGGCCAGAAAGGCGGAACCCUUUCCCUGGGAGAACUUCCCCAGGGGACACACUAGUUAACUGAGCAUAGCACACAUUGGGCCCUAUAAAAUCAUUAGAUUUUUUGUCCUGAUUCCGAUUAGUUUCCCAAAUUCCAUUUUCUCCCUUUAGUAUUUUUCAGGUUUUCGCUCUCAGAAAUUACACCUUUUAAAAAUAUUUGUUUUUACACAUAACAACAAAAAUGGAUGUUCCAACUCCACAACAAUGCUUGAACCACAUUAGGGCACCACUUUUGAGGUCUGUGAAAAAUAGAAAAUAAUUUCAAUUUUUGGGUGUAGUUACCCUUUAAUGCAACUGUGCACCAGGAAGAGACUGUUGUUUGGUUAGUGUUGUUUCUGUGGCGCUCAUAUGAUUGCAGAAUUUGCAAAACAAAUGGCCACUGGAUUGAUGCAAAUAAUCAUAUCAUUCUGCCAGGUUAUAGGCUACUUUGUAGUUAACAUUUAAUUGAGAAGGAUUUUGGGAAAAGCCUUUCUAUCUCUACCAGAAGACGUUUAUUAUUACCAUCAUUGCUAAUGGCUACACAAAGUGUAGACAUAUGCACACACACACACACUCCUUUUCCAACUCAGAAAGUUGCUGGAUAAUACGAAUCACAUUCUGACUGAACCGAAUAGGCUACACACGCUCAUUCAAAUUCAAAUAUCUAAACUACAGUUGUUGCAUGUGAAAAGGUUUCACGUACAAAAAAUAAAAAGUCAAUGUGCAUCAGCCUUUCUUCUUUCCCUACUCUUGCUUCGCUUGUUAGAUAUUAAGCACAUUGAUAGUUGGCUAUGUACAGCACCGUGCUGAGGAGGACGACACGCUGUUGCCUUGGCUGCCACCUCUGGAGUAGUAGCUGCUUUCUUGUUGUUCACAAUUCUUCAUCCACCCUUUUCACCCUCUGCUUUACUUUCCCUGAGAGUGUGAGUAUCCAUAGCAACGACUUAAUGAAGAGACAUGAGAGAGCUGUUAGCUGAAGUUAGCCAGCUAAUUUUCUCCACUCAACUCAAACAGCAGAUACUUCUGUUCUGAUUCCAGAUUUGAAUAGCAGAGAAGUAGAGGAAGAUAUCAAAUGCCCAACGUGUCUAACUUGUUGAGAAACUGGUCAGCUGAUUUGUGUCAAAAGUUGCAGUGAAUGGAAUGUUAGAAGU